AUGGGGCGUAUGCACAGUGGAGGUAAGGGUAUUUCAUCUUCUGCUUUGCCAUACAAGAGGACAGCACCGAGCUGGCUAAAGACCACCUCACAAGAUGUGGAAGAAACUAUUUGCAAGUUUGCCAAAAAGGGUUUGACUCCUUCUCAGAUUGGUGUCAUUCUUCGUGACUCUCAUGGAAUUGCUCAGGUUAGGAGUAUCACUGGAAGCAAAAUCCUUCGUAUCCUCAAAGCUCACGGACUUGCACCUGAAAUUCCUGAGGAUUUGUACCAUUUGAUUAAGAAGGCAGUUUCAAUUAGGAAGCAUCUGGAGAGGAACAGGAAGGAUAAGGACUCUAAGUUCAGGUUGAUUCUUGUGGAGAGCAGAAUCCAUCGCCUUGCUCGCUAUUACAAGAAGACCAAGAAGCUCCCACCAGUCUGGAAAUACGAAUCAACAACUGCCAGCACUCUGGUUGCUUAG
This is a messenger RNA of Lathyrus sativus (Indian pea), 456 nucleotides long. The record is from the annotation of a GenBank genome assembly. NCBI's taxonomy places the organism in Eukaryota, Viridiplantae, Streptophyta, Magnoliopsida, Fabales, Fabaceae.